Messenger RNA from Hyaena hyaena (striped hyena), 796 nucleotides. RefSeq names its product dicarbonyl and L-xylulose reductase (gene DCXR). Gene Ontology annotation, biological process: glucose metabolic process; xylulose metabolic process. NCBI's taxonomy places the organism in Eukaryota, Metazoa, Chordata, Mammalia, Carnivora, Hyaenidae. Bases 1 to 735 code for a protein of 244 amino acids. Gene Ontology annotation, molecular function: L-xylulose reductase (NADPH) activity; carbonyl reductase (NADPH) activity. The transcript has 8 exons. The record is from RefSeq and is a predicted model, not a curated record.
AUGGAGCUGGGGCUCGCGGGCCGUCGGGCGCUUGUCACCGGGGCGGGCAAAGGCAUCGGGCGCGGCACUGUCAAGGCGCUGCACGCGGCGGGGGUACAGGUGGUGGCCGUGAGCCGGACCCAGGCCGACCUAGACAGCCUGGUCCGCGAGUGCCCUGGGGUGGAGCCCGUGUGUGUGGACCUGGGUGACUGGGAUGCCACGGAGCGGGCACUGGGCAGCGUGGGCCCCGUGGACCUGCUGGUGAACAACGCUGGCGUGGCGCUGCUGCAGCCCUUCCUGGAGGUCACCAAGGAGGCGUGUGACACAUCCUUCCACGUGAACCUACGGGCUGUCAUCCAGGUGUCUCAGAUCGUGGCCAGAGGCCUAAUCGCUAGGGGAGUCCCGGGCUCCAUCGUGAAUGUCUCCAGCCAGGCCUCGCAGCGCGCAAUAACCAACCACAGUGUCUACUGUUCUACCAAGGGUGCCAUGGACAUGCUGACCAGGGCGAUGGCUCUGGAGCUGGGGCCACACAAGAUCCGCGUGAAUGCAGUGAACCCCACAGUGGUAAUGACCCCCAUGGGCCAGGCCAACUGGAGCGACCCCCAGAAGGCCAAGACCAUGCUGGAUCGAAUCCCACUUGGCAGGUUUGCUGAGGUGGAGAACGUGGUGGACGUCAUCCUUUUCCUGCUGAGUGACCGGAGCGGCAUGACCACGGCUUCCACCGUGCCGGUGGAUGGGGGCUUCCUGGCUACCUGAGUCUCCUCUGCCGCACACACCCCGGCCCCCGCCCCCCUUCCAAUAAACAUGAUUUCUUCUA